Molecule: messenger RNA, 1704 nt
Organism: Fusarium subglutinans
Lineage: Eukaryota; Fungi; Ascomycota; Sordariomycetes; Hypocreales; Nectriaceae
Exons: 2
Coding region: 1-1704 (567 amino acids)
Source: RefSeq, a predicted model, not a curated record
AUGGCAACCGCCAACACAGCGUCUCCUGUGAGACGUUACAACUUGAGGAGUCAGACACCACGGCAUUUACAAAUCUUCAACCCUCCUCUGGAACCAUGCGGCGAUUUUCACUUGUUUGCACGUUUUCCGGCUGAUAUCCGCUGGCUUGUUUGGCAACAUUCUCUCAGUCACGAGCGAUGGAUCGAUAUCACCCUGGAUCGUUUCGAUUACACUGAUCUUGCACAUGAAGUGCGAGAGCUGGCAAAUUCUGAAGAGUACAAUAUAGUGUUGAGUCAUCGUUGGAGGACUAGUAAACUCUUUCGAACCACGACUGAGUCACGUACGGCUGCUUUGGCUUUCUACCGUGUUCAACUACCGUGUUGGUACAAGUCGAAAGAAAAGGUUAUGUCAAGGGGAAGACUGUAUGUUUGUCCUGAAUUGGACCACUUCUUCUUCCAGGGCGUCAGCUUUGAGUAUUUCGAGCGCUUUGCGCAUGACGUCUGGGCUUAUGACCCUCAUCAUAUUGGUUUGAUCAACAUUGCGUUGUCAGCCACAUUUCCAAGCUCCUGUUUCGAGAGAUCGAUUAUACCGAAUUAUGGGCCUUCUCUCCUUCGACAAGGCUUAUCCAGGAUCGAACGUCUGACAAUGAUGAAUUAUGGGGGCUCAAAAAGACUAUCACGCCAAAGUCGUCACCCUUCUUACCAAAUGAAUCAUGUCGUUCCCAUCAGGAGUGGUGUUCAGAGCUUCGACAGGCUGCCAUAUGACCCUCGAUUGCAUGGUGAAGAUCUGAAGCAAGUAUUUCUAGGAGACAUUUAUCCUCAAACGUCGUUCAAUCGGUGGUUUAAACUACUCUCAACCUCAAUGGUACGUCACGAUCACAAGGUCAUCUACCAGUUUGGCAGUUGUCGUGGAAAUAAAACCGGCCAUGGGUACAGGGACCCUGUUAUACACGACCGCAAAUCUGCUGUUGAAUGGAUUCGGCAGGACACUGACGAGCUCCAACAAUGGGUUGAGAGUCUCCAUCAGUCACCAGACCUCAGAGGUCAAGUAGAGAAUGAGAUGGCAAGAGUGUUCGAAGAAUCACCACAUCCAGUCAUUGGAUUCUGGCUAUUCCCCAUGGAGAGUGUCUUUAUUCCAGAGGAUCCUAAUAUCCAUGCUAUUCCAGUCAUGUCUGGUCAAUUCGCCACGGCCCAACAGGCCGCCAACGCACAUACCAACAGCGACGAAGUUCUUAUGGAUCAGUACGGCACCGGCUCCGGGGCCGAUGUUCUCUACACGGUUGGCCUAGCUACUUGCGUUAGAGUCGCAGUAACAGGCACAUACCCUGCUGGGUCCCGCGGCGGCAAUGAUCGCUUCCUCGCACACAUCUCCGAGGACGAGCCUCACGCAGCCCUUCAGGGGCUCAUCAACAGCGUCAAUGAAGCGAAGCGCAACGGAAUGAGAAUCGACAAGGCAAGAGUUGUGGUGGGCGAUUACUCCGACAAUUCUGACUUUGACUCCAACAACGAGAGCGACCAGGAAAACAACGAAGAGCAGAACAAAUUCACGGCCAAAGUCGGUGCCAGUAUCCUUGAGUUGGUCGGUGGAAGUGGCAGUGGGAAGCUCAAACGCAAGACCCAUGCCGAAGAAAAGGUCUAUGAACUCAGAAUUGAUGGCCAGAAGCGGAUUCUGUUCAAGUGGGAGGAUGGAGCAGGAUGGGAGAGCUCCGAUUCGGAAGAGGAUUAA